AUGGUACUGGAGCUGGGUAACUAUAGUGCAAGGCCAAAUAUAGCCCAAGAAACAGAAAAUACAAGAACAGUGCAAGGCCAAAUAAGAGCUGCCAAAGGUGUUAAAACUGAUUGGAUGAUGCAUGAGUUUAGGCUCCCUUCUCUUGUUGACUCUUCAUCAUCUGACAAGACCACUAUUCCUGCUAAUGACUCUUGGGCAAUCUGCAGAAUAUUCAAGAAAACAAAUGCUACAGCUCAAAGAGCACUAUCUCACUCUUGGGUUUCUACCUUACCUGAAACACCAACUACCACUACCAAUGAUACAGAUCACAUAUUCCAGUUUUGUUCAUCCAACAUGCCAACAAUAAUGGCAAAGAAAACUAGCUUCAUGACCCAGUUUUGCACUAACUACACUAGUGACACACAAAUCCAAACUGAUGAAGUAGGGUGGAAGAAUCUUGCUCCACAAAACCAGAGCAACAAUUCAAUGUACAUGCAUCACUAUGGUUAA
This is a messenger RNA of Arachis stenosperma, 489 nucleotides long. RefSeq names its product transcription factor JUNGBRUNNEN 1-like. The record is from RefSeq and is a predicted model, not a curated record. Gene Ontology annotation, molecular function: DNA binding. The coding region runs from base 1 to 489 and encodes 162 amino acids. Gene Ontology annotation, biological process: regulation of DNA-templated transcription. The transcript is spliced from 4 exons. NCBI's taxonomy places the organism in Eukaryota, Viridiplantae, Streptophyta, Magnoliopsida, Fabales, Fabaceae.